Haliaeetus leucocephalus (bald eagle) is the source of this 1152-nucleotide messenger RNA. It is a transcript of the gene TMEM79, whose product is annotated as transmembrane protein 79. Gene Ontology annotation, biological process: regulated exocytosis. The record is from RefSeq and is a predicted model, not a curated record. The coding region runs from base 1 to 1152 and encodes 383 amino acids. The transcript has 3 exons. NCBI's taxonomy places the organism in Eukaryota, Metazoa, Chordata, Aves, Accipitriformes, Accipitridae. Gene Ontology annotation, cellular component: lysosomal membrane; trans-Golgi network membrane.
AUGGCUGCUGCUGACCCCAUCCUGCCCCCUGAGGAGGUGGCUUUGCUGGAGCUGGGGAAGGUGGCCCUGGCCGCCCCCCUGGACAAGGUUCCACCAGCCCCAGAUGAACACCUGGGGCACCCUGAUGCCACCCUGCCAUGGGACCAGUGCCAGCACAGCACCCAGGGCCAGCUGGAGCCUGUGGAGACGAAGAGGCGCUCAAGUCCCGAAGGGGGCCGCGAAGACCCUGAGGAGGCUGCUCUCACCUGCCCCCCAGCUGAGGCCGAAGACGAGGAAGGCCUUGGGCUGCCCGUGGUGGCGGCCCACGUCUUUGUGCCCAUUGACCUGCAGUGCAUUGAGCGGACACCCGGCAAGCAGAAGAAGCAACCUGACCCAUGCCCCCAGGAUGAGGGCAAGGGGGGCUACAUCCUCCACAGCGACAGACCCAACAGCCUCUGCCAGAAGCAGGUCUUCCUUCCCAUCAGCCCCUCACGCUACAGGGACCCGCUGGGCUUUGAGGGGCGAGUGGGCAAGCCACUGACCGAGGGGCCACGGUGCCCGUGCGCCAGGGACUGUGGUGCCGGCAACCUCAAGGCUGUGGCCUCAGUGGCAGUGGCCCUGCUCCUCUGCCCCUGCCUCGUUUACGGGGCCUACGUCUUCCUGCCUUUUGAUGCCCCGCUGCUGCCCACCGUCAGCGCCCGCCUGGUCUACACACUCCGCUGCGCCGCCUUUGCCACGUUCCCCAUCAUUCUGGGGAUGAUCGUCAGUGGCAUCUCCCGCCUCUGCUCCUCACAACUGGAGCCCUUUGGGGAGCUACAGCAGGAGGUGGAGCUCCACCGCACCUACGUCUCCCAGUCUGUCCAUCUCUUCAUCCUCUACUUCUUCAACAUGGCUGUGCUGGCCACCUACCUCCCACAGGAGGUCCUCAAGCUCAUCCCCCUGCUUACGGGGCUUUUUGCCAUCUCCCGGUUGAUUUACUGGCUGUCAUACGCCAUUGGGCGCUCCUUCCGUGCCUUUGGCUUCUGCAUGACCUUCCUGCCCCUCCUAGCCAUGCUACUCUGGAACCUUUACAGCAUGUUUGUCCUGGAGCCUGAAAAACUCCUUGCUGUGGCAGCACCAAAGCCUGAGGACCGCUCCAAGGACAGUGGAGCCAAACUCCGGUACUGGGGGUGA